CCGCUCAGAAUGUAACAUUACACCUUUCUAAUUAAUAAAAAUUUUGGCACAACCUGUUUUAUGUGAUUGAAAUUGUGUAAUACAUUUUGCAAUAACCAAUCACUUAAAUAUUUCAAAUUUUAAUAAGAAAUAAGAACGUCGGAAUGGUAAAUGAAACGGAAUUUUGGACCGAAAUUCGAAAAGGCAUACCAAAAUAUAAAAAAAGGAAACCGCGAGUUGUUCCAGCUUUCACUAUUCAAACAUUGCAGGAAAAUACUGUAGUUGAAAAACCUCCUCGAUGUGGAUUAUACAAACCUCAACCACCAAAACCAUCAACAUUUAGAAAAUUCUAUGAAUGGGGUGUAUUUCCCAUUUCCAUGGAAAAAGAUAUUCAUGGCCCAAAACUUAAUUGGAAAGUUAACAUUGAAGAUCUAGAUUUUCAUCAUUACUUACCACUGUUUUUUGACGGUUUAACAGAGACUGAAGAACCAUAUAAAUUUAUAAUGGUGCAUGGAAUAUCUGAUAUGUUAGAACAGGGUGGCCCAAAAAUUUUACCUGUUGUACCACAACUGAUAAUUCCUAUUAAAAAAGCUCUAAACACAAAAAUGCCGGAAAUUAUUUGUACAACAUUGAGAGCAGUUCAGAAACUUGUACAAUCUGCUGAUUGUGUUGGAGAAGCUUUGGUACCAUAUUUUAGACAAAUUUUACCCGUUCUUAAUUUAUUAAAGGACAGAAACGUGAAUCUUGGAGAAGGGAUUGAUUACUCACAACAAAGGGGUGAAAACGUUGGAGAUUUAAUUCAAGAAACUCUUGAAGUACUUGAAACAUAUGGAGGUGAAGAUGCUUUCAUAAAUAUCAAAUAUAUGAUUCCCACAUAUGAAUCAUGUAUGAUGAAUUGAAUUCCAGCUACUUAUUGUCUAGAAGAAUUACAACAUCUAUAAUUUAUAUAUAAUUGCUAUUUAUAAAUAAUAUUUAAAAUAUUACAAAAUAUGUAAAACAUUGUAGAACUUAAAUUGUUCAUACAUUACAGUCACAUUUUAUUUACACCUUCCCUGAAUCCUCUUUCAAUGUUACUGUCCGAUUAAAAACAAGCUGUAAUAAAUGAAAUAAAUUAGCAAGGAUGAAGUCGUA
Molecule: messenger RNA, 1110 nt
Organism: Osmia lignaria (orchard mason bee)
Lineage: Eukaryota; Metazoa; Arthropoda; Insecta; Hymenoptera; Megachilidae
Product: parkin coregulated gene protein homolog
Molecular function (GO): Hsp70 protein binding; Hsp90 protein binding
Source: RefSeq, a predicted model, not a curated record